CCCCCCCCUGCCGAAAACAUGGAAAGGAUGAGCGACUCGGCAGAUAAGCCGAUUGACAAUGAUGCAGAGGGGGUCUGGAGUCCUGACAUCGAGCAGAGCUUUCAGGAGGCCCUGGCUAUCUAUCCACCAUGUGGGAGGAGGAAAAUCAUCUUAUCAGACGAAGGCAAAAUGUAUGGUAGAAAUGAAUUGAUAGCCAGAUACAUCAAACUCAGAACAGGGAAGACAAGGACCAGGAAGCAGGUGUCUAGUCAUAUACAGGUCUUAGCAAGAAAGAAAGUUCGAGAAAUUCAAGCCGCCAUUAAGGUGUCUAGUCACAUUCAGGUUCUUGCCAGAAGGAAAUCUCGUGAUUUUCAUUCCAAGCUAAAGGUAACAAGCAUGGAUCAGACUGCCAAGGACAAGGCCUUACAGCACAUGGCUGCCAUGUCAUCAGCCCAGAUCGUCUCGGCUACUGCCAUCCAUAACAAGCUGGGGCUGCCUGGGAUUCCACGCCCCACCUUCCCAGGGGCACCGGGGUUCUGGCCUGGAAUGAUACAGACAGGACAGCCAGGAUCCUCUCAAGACGUCAAGCCCUUUGUGCAGCAGGCCUACCCCAUCCAGCCAGCAGUCACAGCCCCCAUUCCAGGGUUUGAGCCUGCAUCAGCCCCAGCUCCCUCGGUUCCUGCCUGGCAGGGCCGUUCCAUUGGCACAACCAAGCUUCGCCUGGUGGAAUUUUCAGCUUUCCUUGAACAGCAGAGAGACCCAGACUCGUACAACAAACACCUCUUCGUGCACAUCGGGCAUGCCAACCAUUCUUACAGUGACCCGUUGCUUGAAUCUGUGGACAUUCGUCAGAUAUAUGACAAAUUUCCUGAAAAGAAAGGUGGCUUAAAGGAACUGUUUGGAAAGGGCCCUCAAAACGCCUUCUUCCUCGUAAAAUUCUGGGCGGACUUAAACUGCAAUAUCCAAGAUGAUGCCGGGGCUUUUUAUGGUGUGAGCAGUCAGUACGAGAGCUCUGAAAACAUGACGGUUACCUGUUCCACCAAAGUGUGCUCCUUUGGGAAACAAGUAGUAGAAAAAGUAGAGACGGAGUAUGCAAGGUUCGAAAAUGGCCGAUUUGUGUACCGAAUAAACCGCUCACCAAUGUGUGAAUAUAUGAUCAACUUCAUCCACAAGCUCAAACACCUACCAGAGAAAUAUAUGAUGAACAGUGUUUUGGAAAACUUCACCAUUUUAUUGGUGGUAACAAACAGGGAUACACAAGAAACUCUCCUCUGCAUGGCCUGUGUAUUUGAAGUUUCAAAUAGUGAACAUGGAGCACAGCAUCAUAUCUACAGGCUUGUAAAGGACUGAACCUGGUUAUUUAUAAAUAUAGAUAUCUGUAUAUACACACACAUAUGUGCACACACACACUCGCUCCAUUAUUGAACGACUGACUGUAAACCUCACCACGGGUGAUGCCCUGGGCAAAGUGAUGCCCAGGUCACACCCUGACUUUUCUAAAUCCUGUUUGAGUGAACUUAUUAUUAUUUUUUUCAUGUGUUCAUGCUAUCAUUGUAGCUGUGAAGUUGUGAUACAGUUUUUGUGUAUUCCUCAGAUCUGCAACCCACAAUUCCUUGGGGAAGGUGAAUCUUACCAGGCUAAAUCUCUCUCUCUCUCUGCAGACCUGUUUCCUGUUGUGGUAUAAAAUAAUGAGACAGAGGAUUGGCCAUGGGGCAUUGACUGCCUUUAUACAAAUGUAUUUAGUUCUUUUUUGUUUGUUUGUUUUUCCAACAUAAAAUUCUUGUUUUAAGAUACAAGUAAAAUUAAUCUUUAAAUGUAAAUUAGUACAAGAAAACUAAGAUUCUUUAGACUUAUCUUUGUAACUAAUUAGGAUGGAAGUUAUGGAAGAAUGUAAUUCACUAAAUUAUUUUUUAAAUGAAAUCUUUUUUCUUUUUAAAACCAAAUGUUAAACUAUAGCCUUAAGAAAUACUUGGUAGGAAUAUCCUAAUGAGACAAAUUUUGUACCUUUUCCCCCCUCAAAGUUAAAACUAAUAUCCUAAUUCAUUAAACUCUUGAAACAGGUGUUGCAAAGGAAGAAAAUGUCACCCCUUAUCCUUAACAUAUAUAGUAUAUUUAAAAAUGUAAAAUUGUAUUGUACUAAUGUGAUAAUUGAUUAUUUAAUGAAAAAGAAAAGAUGGCUCUUUUUGCAAUAAGUAGAUAAUACUGAAACAAAUCUAAGCUUACAAUGUUAUAGUCUUGUGUGUGCAGUUACAUUUUAUAUGGUCAACCAAAUUUUUUUUUAUGGAAAAGAGUUCACAUUUGAACCACUGAAAUUUAACAGCAAAAUUUUUAAAUUGGCAUGAAUACUGCACUGUGAGUUGCAAAGGAUGCAGAAUCCUGUGGCUGGGAGAAAAUUGUCAUCAUCUGAACAAGUGUAAGGCUCAUCAGGCUUGGUGUCUCUGUUCCCCAUAACUGUCACUGUCACACAGCCCCCUCACCAGCCUGUGGGUAGUUGGUUGCUGGUAACCCAAUGUGCAUGGGAAGCAUCAGUGUUCAUUCACAUGUGGGUAUUCAGUUCUUUGAACUCCUGUCUCCUGUCAGUUUGCUAGUUGCUCACCACCUCUCUCUUGGUCUGCAUUAUAGACACGGAUGUAUUUUCUCUAAGGGCAUCUCUUGACAUCUCUUCAUAAACCUCAGUGGUAAUUUAUGUUCUCUUUCACUCACCACCCCCCCACUCUGAUUGUUUUUCAAGCAGACUUCCUCAUCUAGUAAGUUCUGUUUCCAAGAGAGAUUACACAUCUCUGAUCUGAGUAUUCCAAAGCAUUGCCCAGUAGAGUUGGUCUGAUGUGGCCAGUCUGGGGUUACUUCCCUGAGUGCUUUCUCAUCAGGGAAGCAAGAAAGGUUACUGCUUCACUUCAGGGGAAUGUAAGAGGAAAGUAAGCAUACGCACCCACACACCCACACGUGCACCCACACACAGGAAUACGUGAACACAAUAGAACAUGACAAAGUUUUUAAAUAAAUUAAAAAAAAAGGCAGCAUGGCAAAAUUUUUUCAUACCAAGGCUAUCAAGUAAAAUCCUACUUCUGCUGUAUCCAGGUGACACACAUCCCUUCUUUGCCCCAACAUCUGCUCUGACUGUGCUUAUAUUGUAUUCAGCAACUUGUGGUCUUCAGUGGUUGGGCGUGGCUGGCAUGUAGCUAAAGGAACCACACUGGACUGACUGUCUCCUCCCAGCUGCAUCCCUGGUCCCUGGGAAGACCUGAGGAGAAUGUACAAGACUUUGUCAUUAGCAAUGUGUCUCCCUUAUGUGAAUCAGUGGGGCAUUGUUUUUCUCUUCAGGAAAACUGCCUUGAUUCCCUGGUUCUAAGCCAGCACUCAAAAGAAUGGCUACCCUGGGUUUCUCCCUGUCUCUCUGUAUUGGGAUCAGAUGUUUAAGGAUCUCUCCUUAAGGGAUGCCAUUAGUUCAUCCCUUAGGGGUGUUCCUUUAGCUUCAAUUUCCUACAUCUUUCCUCUAGAGGAAUGCCCUACUGUCUUGAGACCAGGACUAUAUGAAUGGGUACAAAUGAUCUUCUGUGUUUACAGGCCAGGCCAUCCCAGAAUGUGAUGGGGGAGAGAUCUGCCACUUAGGAGUGGAGUUUUGUUUCCCAAGUAUAGUGGUUGGCAGUGGGGAGGGUAUGACUUUACAGAAUUAGGAUGCUAUCUCUGUUGCCUCACUGUGUGGUCUUCUUCAAAAUGCCUUUCUGGAGGUAGGGGUGGGGUGGGGAUUAGGAAUGACCCUGAUUUACUUUUUGCUCUUAAAACAGCUAUAAAAUCCUUUAAUAUAUAUUCAACCCCUAUUCUUCCUCCUAACUUAUUUCCAUCCCCAUAUCUCCACCCCUUUCAACUUCUUGUUCUUUAAAAAAAGAAAAUAACUGUCAUCUUAGUUAGGAUUAUCAUUGGUAAGAUGAAACACCAUGACAAAAAGAAAAAAAAAUCCAAAACAAACAAGAAAAAACAAACAAACAAACAAAAAACAAGUUGGGGAGUAAAGGGUUUAUUUGGCUUACAUUUCCACAUCAUAGUCCAUCACCAAAGGAAGUUAGGAAGGAACCUGAGACCAGGAAUUAAUACAGAGACUGAAGCAAUGCAGCUUACUGGCUUGCUCCUCAUGGCUUGUUCAGCCUGCUUUCUUAUGGAAGCCAGGACCAGAAGCCCAAUGAUGAUACCAUCCACAAUGUUCCCUCAAUUAUCACUAAUUAAGAAAAUGCCCUACAGGCCUGCCUAGAGCCCUUCCUCCCUGCCCCUCUCUCUUUCGAGACAGGGUUUCUCUGUGUAACAGCCCGGGCUGUUCUGAUACUAACUCUGUAGACCAGGCUGGCCUCGAACACACAGAGAUCUGCCUCCCUCUGCUUCUUGAGUGUUGGGAUUAAAGGCGUGUACCACCACUACCUGGCUCUAUAGCCAUUUAUUAUGGAGACAUGUUCUCAAUUGGGGUUCCUUUCUCUCAGAUAACUAUAGCUUGUGUUAAGUUGACACAAAAUUAGCCAGAACACCCACCAUGCCAAAUUUGUGCUGCCCAUGUACUCAAGGGUGUGUGGACAUCUUUUGGAACGUGGUUGGCCUACUGGGAACCACACUCUUAAAAGAAAACUGGCUUCCCCUACCCUAAAAACCAUCAUCUGUCAGUAGCUCCUCAACCUUGGGGUAAAGGCUCAUGAGCCCCUUCCACCCUCAGUGCUGGGGUUUGACCAGCUUGUUCUCAUAGCUGCUGUGAGUGUGAGCACAAUGGUCUCCUGUGUCCAGAAGAUACUGUUUUGCUCCUGUACACCCCAUCCCACCUCCUGCUCUUACAGUCUUUCUGCUGUCUUCAGUGUUGGUUGUUGUACAAUUUGUGAGGCUUCUAGGGUUUCCCUGUCUUAGUCAAUAACCCAGUUAUCCCAAACUUGCUUUAUUUCCCAAUUGGAACCCUUAGGUGGGGUUUGUGUCCUUACCUCUAAUCCUGACCUCUCAUCGUUCUCGGUUCCUUCUCUGCUCUUUCCAGCUAGCUCCUGCUGAGCCCUGCCUUCCCUCUUCUCUCGCCCUAUCCUUAGUGUUGUCUCACGGUGACUCUAGAACAGAUCUGUCAGGGGCAUAUGUUGACAUCGUGAUAAGUCAGUGCAGAGUUUAGAAGCCAUCUAUCCAAUGAAAGAGACCUAAAUGUCCAGGGACCCCAGAGUCCAGCUAACUGGAGGCCAGGGACAUUUUUGGCUAGUUAAGUGGCCAUUACGCUAUGCAUUGUCAGAGGUUUUUAGAAUUCCUAGCCACUUUCACAGUUGUCACAGCCCAUUGCCCUUGGUUGUACAAUGUUCAACCUUAGUUGGAAAUGGCUGCCCUUUCUCUUACUUGUCCUUAGCAUUGAUAACCAGUUUUUCCUCACUCAUCCAGUGGUGUGAGGAUCAGGAAGGGCAGGUGGAUGGUAUUCUUGAGCGGCAUCCUUCUUCCUGUUAAGAGGUGUCUCCUGUACAGCCACCAUCUCUUUCCCUGCUUCUCUUUCUCUCACGUCUAGCCAGCACCCUCCCUGUAGUCAUCUGACUUCCAUUUAAAGAGCAUUUCUGAUUUGGCCUGUAGCCCUUACUUUACCAGGGCUUAAAAAGAAAAUCCCCCCAGAUUUGGUUCUUUCUCACAAGCUCCCCACUCUCUUCAUCAUUUGUUAGGGUGUGUUUCUUCCACACUGCUUCAUGCUGUCUGUUGUAACUCUUUCAGCUUUAGGAAUGGAGCAGGCCUGGUUCUGUUCCAGAAGGUGGCUCACAUUCAACACAAAAGAGAUCACAGUCCAUUCCCCUUCACCUGGAGGGGAUGAGAGAUUCCUGGUCCAAAGUCUCCCAGCUAGUUAGUCACAGACAAGGGUGAGGGCUUCUCUUUCUUUUUCAGCUUUUUCUGGGUGGAAGCCAUCUUUCCUUGGUGCUCUGUGCUUAAGUGAUCCCUGAGAAUGCAUGGACAGAUCCCCUGUAGCUGUCUGGGGACCACAGCAGAUGCCAAGUCUGAUGCGCCUCUUCACGUUCUUGGAGGACAGUUCUCCAGCCAUAGGCUUUGAGUCAAAUUUCUAUUUGCCACCCGUCCCAGCAGCAAAGUUCUGCUCACACACCAGCCAAAAUAGAACCUUUGCUGUUGAAAUUCCUCAAAGGACUUUUAGAUCCAGGCUUCAUUAGGCUUCAGUACCAUGGUGGCAAUAGCCACGUUUUUAUACAACCAUAAAUGAGUGAAGUCACAUGAUGGUCAGUUUUACAAACCAGGUACCUAUAAUUUAUAUAAUUUUGUAUAUGCUCUGGUGUACCACACCUGUCCUAAGGAAGGGUAGGAUAACUGUGUUGGUAUCCUCACUGUGACAUUAGGAGGAUGCUUGAGUUGCUGACUUCUGUGUUGAUGUUUCUGUGGCUAAGCCCUGCACGUGUCUUUUCCGAAAAGCCUUAAAUCUUGGAGAUGUCACGUUGUAGGGUGUCGGUGUGACAGGCUGCCUGGGAACCGUGAGCCCUUUUGUAAGCUGGAAGCAUUUCUCUUACUACUGUUACUUUUCGUUUUCUUUAAGGGAGUUUUCACUUCACAGCUGCCAAAGCCUCCCAGUGAAGCAGUGCCUUAGUAAUACCUUAGUAGCCGCCAGCCUUUUCUCAGGCCUGUUCUCGGUGUCCACUUGCUAAUUGGCCCAGUAUCCGAAGCAGGACAAGCCAAAACGGUUCUCAUUUUUGUUUCAAAAGCCCGUUUUUAAAUCUAGCUCUAUAGCUGAUGACUUGGUUUCAAACAACCUGAAUCAGAACCCAAGUCAGUCCUUUGACCAUGCUCUCACAUACGUAUCCAUACCAAAACUAAAGGCUGCAACUCCGCAGUUUAAUAUGAAGAGUGAAUUGUACUUUUCAUUGAUGCCUUUUUCAAUUCAUGACCAAAUACUUAGCUAUUUGUGAAUCUUCUGCACUCCAGCAUGAAAGUGCCUUUGGCUCCAGAUUCCAGCUUAGAAAGUGCCACCGUAAUAACGACAAUUUGUAGAGAGACCAAAAAUAUUUUGAGAUCACCAUAAUGCCUUUGGUUAACCGGGAUGAGUAACCAACCACAGGCCUCUAUUCAUGAGAGCACCAUGUGGUCCCUGCCUGCUGGGAGUCUGCCUGCCAGUGGGGACUCCACCACCACUCACCUAUAGCACAGUGCGGCAGCGGGGAACCCCACAAACUGUUGUGUCUGUGUGUGCCGACUCCCCUCCCCCGGCAUGUCCGUCAACUCGUCACCCAGCUCUGCAUCCCUGGGAAGGAACUCGCGCACAAGCACCUGAAUCCCGGCCAGUGGACAGACACCACGGCUUUGCCUUCUCCAUGUGUCCAUGUCCAGUCUGUGGAGACUUUCGUCCACUGGGACGACAGUGCGCACUUGCCUGCUUUACACAGUGAUACCAUUUGGUCGUUGGAAGCCUCACAUUAAGAUGACAGUGCAGAACAAAAAUUAAAAAUGGGUUCAUUAGGGUCAUUGCAGUUGAAGUGUCUUUAGACAGAUUUACUGGCUCCGGAUGUCCGAAUGUGCUGUGAGAGACUUCGAAAGAGCACAUUUGCAAUUCGGCAUUUUCAAGAAUGUUCUAGUCCUCAGAGAGCCAACUCUUUGAAGAAGUGUUAGCUUAGAGUAAAAUCUUUGUGCAUCUGGAAACCCCAUACAGUAAGGAAAAGGACAAAGGAGGCAAAAAGAAGCCAGGAAAGAAAUAAGGUCUUUUUCUUUUUUCCUUUUUCUUUUUUAAAAUUCCUUUGCUGAUAUAAGUGUAAAAGUAAAUGACAGACAACUUUGAAAGUUAGCCUCGAAACUCUUCCACGUAUGUUCGUUCUUUGUCCUUCCCUGAUGUCUAAGGAAUAGCCCCCCUGGGCUCUGAAAUUGCAGGAGUGGCUUGUAUCCACCCCAAGUUGUAUAAAAGCCCUGUUUUGUUUUGUUUUUAAAGAAAAUCAACUAUCAAAUGGAAAGGAUAAUUCCUUAGCACAGGUUAGAGUUAGUUGUUUGGUGUCUUGGACUCCUCCCUGGCAGGAACACACACCACAACUUGAAGAAAUUAGUCAAAUGUGUUUUCUUGUGCCUCCUUCUAGCCAUUGCUGUCUUGUUUGGUGGUAGUUGUCUCUCCUAAACUCUUUGCUUAUAUCCUUAAAUAUGAAGGUUUGUGUUUAAAAUGUACUGCAUUGCAAAGGGUAGGCCUCACUGAAGUCAUGUACCGUUGACUGAGAUAUCUGUAUUUAUUGCUCCUUCCUAACUUGUUUUCUCUGUGAAUCGGCAUUGGGUCCCUGUGCUCCACACUACGUCAUUUUAGGUAGAAGCAGCAUUUGUAUGUGUGUCCCCUCACCCUUGUUCAUACCAUGGGGUCAGAUCCCACUAGGCUCCAGCCUCGCUCAGCUUGGCCCUUGCCAGUUUUCACCAUGGACAUUCUGUUUCCCCUCUUUCUUAGAAAGGUGGGCAGAACCCCCCCCACACACACACACACAUAUACACAUACAUCCAUCAUUUUGGAAACCCUGUCCAUGAGUUUUGUGGUUUUGUUUUAAAAAUUAAUUGUUUUCUGUGAUUAGUUUCACUGUGUAAAAUAGAUAUUAACUGCACUUCUUUAGAAACAAAUGUACGUCUCCUGUUACCUCCUUGAAAGAUCAACUUCUCUAGGCCUUUUUCAGUGGGCUUAUGAUUUCAGACAAGGAAAAAAAAAACAGUAAAAAUGAAAACAGUACGUGCCUGAAAAAUCACAAAAAAAAAAAACUUUUUUUUUUUUUUUUUUGGUAAUGUUUAAAAAACCUGAAAAGCCUUUACUUCUUUGAUAUGCUCAAAUUUUAUGAAAAUUGGUUUUUGCCACGUGUGUUUGUUCACAUUCUAAGCGACUUCAUGGCUUCUCUGUUGUCUCUCGUGUAAAGUGUAUAGGAUGGGCUUGUGGCGUUAGCAUUUCAUCUGGUCAGUGGUUCCUUUGAGAUUGUACUGCUGCUGGGACUGGGCCGGAACCUGAGCCUUUGUGUGACUGGGUUCCUCUUUGGGGAGACCAUGGAGAAGAGGGUGUAGUGAUUUGUCCACAUGUUUUCUUAAACUGUUUGCAGAAACUUUCAAAAAGGCAUUUGGCUAAAGCUCCCGGCAGUACAGUAUUCUUGUAUUUGUUAACAUUUGUGUUUAGGUACUGGUACCUUUUUGUUUAAAAAUGUAAGUGUUGGCUUUAAAGUGAAUUUAUCUUUAGUAUGAUAGUUAUAUGAAAAUUAUAGGGUUUGUGUGCAGAGAAUUUUUUUAUAAAGUGCUUUGUAAAAAAAAAAUGUAUUCUAGCUUUCGCGGUACAUAUGUGUGAUAACUUUAAUAUCCAUGACAGUUAAGUGCAAUUAUUUCAUCACUCUAAAAAUGCUAUUUUUGUGUCAGUUCCUGCAGGUGUUUUCAUGUCUUUGCAAAGUGACACAUUUUGAUGCCUUCUUGAUAAAGUGGUAGACAUUUUGUAGCUUUCUAGAAACUUUGUAUCCAUACGGUAUCAAUGAAAAAUAAAGGAAAAUGAAAGUGUGGGUCAC
Messenger RNA from Cricetulus griseus (Chinese hamster), 9461 nucleotides. Lineage: Eukaryota; Metazoa; Chordata; Mammalia; Rodentia; Cricetidae. The record is from RefSeq and is a predicted model, not a curated record.